Messenger RNA from Octodon degus (degu), 1174 nucleotides. It is a transcript of the gene Ca13, whose product is annotated as carbonic anhydrase 13. Bases 58 to 846 code for a protein of 262 amino acids. NCBI's taxonomy places the organism in Eukaryota, Metazoa, Chordata, Mammalia, Rodentia, Octodontidae. Gene Ontology annotation, cellular component: cytoplasm. Gene Ontology annotation, molecular function: zinc ion binding; carbonate dehydratase activity. The transcript is spliced from 7 exons. The record is from RefSeq and is a predicted model, not a curated record.
GCUUCCUCCUCGUGGUGGCCGCAGCGUCCUAAGCAGCCUGCGCUCCCUCCGCGGACCAUGUCGCGGCUCAGCUGGGGCUACGGCGAGCACAACGGUCCUAUUCAUUGGAAUAAAUUUUUCCCUGUUGCUGAUGGUGAUCAGCAAUCUCCUAUUGAGAUUAAAACCAAAGAAGUGAAAUACGACUCUUCCCUCCGACCUCUGAGCAUCAAGUAUGACCCCAGCUCAGCUAAAAUCAUCAGCAACAGUGGCCACUCCUUCAGUGUUGACUUUGACGACACAGAAGACAAAUCAGUUCUGUGUGGGGGUCCUCUCACUGGGAGCUACCGGUUACGACAGUUCCACCUUCACUGGGGGGCAGCUGAUGACCACGGUUCUGAGCACAUGGUGGACGGAGUGAGGUAUGCCGCGGAGCUCCAUGUUGUGCACUGGAAUUCGGACAAAUAUCCCAGCUUUGUUGAGGCAGCUCAUGAGCCUGAUGGACUAGCUGUCUUGGGAAUAUUUUUACAGAUUGGCGAACACAAUCCCCAGCUGCAAAAGAUUACUGAUAUUUUGGAUUCCAUUAAAGAAAAGGGAAAACAAACUCGAUUCACAAAUUUUGACCCAUUGUCUCUUCUUCCCCCAUCCUGGGAAUACUGGACGUAUCCUGGUUCUCUGACAGUUCCUCCUCUUCUUGAGAGUGUCACGUGGAUUGUUUUAAAACAGCCUAUAAAUAUCAGCUCUCAACAGCUAGCCAAAUUCCGCAGCCUCCUGUGCACAGCAGAGGGAGAAGAAGCAGCUUUUCUGCUGAGCAACCAUCGCCCACCUCAGCCUCUGAAGGGCCGCAAAGUGAGAGCCUCAUUUCACUAAUGGCUGUCAUCGGGGGACACAACGCCGUUGAGUAGAGGGACAGCGCAAGACAAAACACAAAAGCCCCCAUAACAGCACUGCUCUGGAAUGCUAACUUAUGGGUACCAUUUUGCUAUCAGCUUCAACACCAUGAAGAAAACUAGAUCGCUUUAGUUAAACUAAGCUCAUCUGCCCCAGAUUUGCACUUAUGAAUAUUCAGGCACUAAACGUUGUCUUUUGUGUAUUAAAAUACAUGAAAACUAUCUACUCCAAUCGUUGUGAAAAUGUGGCUGGCCACACAAAUCUCAGAAUGUGCUAAAAGUUCUAGCUUACUGUAUGUUGACUGUGU